CUGAGAAACCCUAGCUAUUUAAAGUGUUCGAAAGCAGAGAGGAAGAAUCAAGAAGAAGAAAGGCGAAAAUGCAGAUCUUCGUGAAAACUCUCACGGGUAAGACCAUCACUCUCGAGGUCGAGUCUAGCGACACUAUCGACAAUGUCAAGGCCAAGAUUCAAGACAAGGAAGGAAUUCCGCCGGAUCAGCAGAGAUUGAUCUUCGCCGGAAAGCAACUUGAAGAUGGCCGGACCCUUGCCGACUACAAUAUCCAAAAAGGUAAACGUUUAAUCUAGGGUUUUGUUCUUGAUGCCUUUUUGGAUUCAAUCACCGUGGAAUUUGACUUGAUUUGGGAUUCGAACAGAGUCUACUCUGCAUCUGGUGUUGAGGCUUCGUGGUGGAAUUAUCGAGCCGUCUUUGAUGGCUUUGGCUAGGAAGUACAACGCUGAGAAAACGAUCUGCCGCAAGUGCUAUGCUCGCCUUCAUCCCCGUGCUGUCAACUGCCGUAAGAAGAAAUGUGGUCACAGCAAUCAGGUUUUUAUUAUAUUUGGUAGCCCUGGUAUUUUAUUGUUUGUGAAGAGGUUAAAAAUAAUAUAAAUGAAGGUAUUAGAUGUAAAUAUGGAGAUAAUCUUUCACAACAAUUUUUUGGCUAGUUAUUGGUAAAUUAAGUUAUAUUUUUCUAAAAUGCAUUAUGAAUUAGUAGUAAAAAAGUAACUCAGUUUUUUUAAUGCUAGAGGAUUACAAACCUUAGUUGGCCCCUGAUUUGGAGCUAAGAAAGAGUUGGCAGCUCACCCCUUGGCCUUUUUUUACCUCGUCUUAAACACCAAUAGUUUCCAUCUCACAGCUUCGCAUGGUAAUGACAUUUUCCCAUUUUUUGGUUACAGUUGAGGCCAAAGAAGAAGAUCAAGUAGAUGAUGUGUGGGAAGGUUAUCCAAGGUUGUCAUCAUGGUUUUGCUUUCUUUUGUACCUGCAUGUGUCAUUGUGUUGUCUCAAACUAUUUAUCUGUUUCUUAAAUUAAGAAUGUUUUGACAUUAAGUUGAAGUUUUCUGUUCCAUUAAUGGUUUGGUAAUCAUUUUGGGUAACAUUCACCGUCGUUUACCUUCCCCCGUUCUUAGUUGUAAGCCAUACCCUCGUUUACCUUUGUUAAGGUUUAAAAAAAAACAACACCCAUCAAGAGAGCACUGGGCGCAAGUCCAUAAUUUCUAAUGGCUGCUCUGUGCAGACACUGCAAUUGCCGUUCAGCAUAUUUUAGGCUCGUGAAUCAAAUCUGGGAUAACUU
Cuscuta campestris is the source of this 1258-nucleotide messenger RNA. The record is from the annotation of a GenBank genome assembly. NCBI's taxonomy places the organism in Eukaryota, Viridiplantae, Streptophyta, Magnoliopsida, Solanales, Convolvulaceae.